AUGCAGAAGGCGGUCCAGCGCCUCCAGCAACGGCCAGCCCGCCCCUUCCUAGGACGCCAAAUCCCGCCGCCCCGGUGGAAUCCCGCCCUCAGGCCCCCCUACGGCGGAACAAAACCGCUACCACUCUCCCAGCCGGUACCCCCUAUGGAUCUAGCCCAGCCGGCGGCCUUUUUGGAUCUGGCCCACCGGAAGGAGUCGCGGUCCCCAGCCGCGCUGGAAUACCCCGUCUACGGACCCCACACGCCGGAACAGGAGGACACGGCCUCGGAACCCCCAUCGGAGCCGUCGCUGGCAGGGGACACGGCCUCCAACUCCAGCGUUGUCUUCUCCGAGCCGGCGGAGAUGGCAUCAGCGGAGGAAAACCCUCGCCUUGGGGAGAAGAAACCCUGGCACACGGGGUCGGAGGAUGGAAAUAACAGCCGUGGUGCCCAGCCGCGGCAGCAGCAGAUCGAGCGUCUGCGCAGGAUGAAAAAGGAAGCGGAUGCCCUGUUCGCGCGGAACGGCGACCCGAGUGGUUUGCUGGCGGUCUUGGCUGAGGCGUCGCUGUCGAACGACAAUUGGGACGCGUCCGGGCUGCCGAGGUUUUGA
Molecule: messenger RNA, 588 nt
Organism: Chaetomium globosum CBS 148.51
Lineage: Eukaryota; Fungi; Ascomycota; Sordariomycetes; Sordariales; Chaetomiaceae
Exons: 1
Coding region: 1-588 (195 amino acids)
Source: RefSeq, a predicted model, not a curated record